CGAAUCGUCAGUUUGUUACUUCUCCGUAGCACGCCUAACACCGCUACCCUUGCAUCAUAAACCUACUAUCAAGCGUACAUGACACAUGAUCUUAACAGGCGUGGCGCUUGCAGCGUGCGCAGCCCUCACGCACACGGCGAUCGACUCGACCCGCAAGUAUGCCGCAAGUAUCAUUGGCAUUGCGCCAGAUGGCUUAGUCACCGUGCCAGCGCUGCUGGACAUGGUCAUUUCCUGCGCGGGCGUUGCCCUGACGGGUCGAUGGCGAGGUACCAUCAAGCAUCCCACGCUGUUCGCGACAGCUACCAUCACCUCCUCACUUCUGUUGCUGGUCUCCCGCUACAUGUACCAGCGUGCCAUACAACUCUCCCCGCUUAGCCUCACUAUCCCCUACCUGGCCUUCACCCCAGCGAUCCUCAUAGCCACAGCAUACAUCUUCCUGGGAGAGCUCCCCAGCCCCACCGGCCUCGUGGGUGUCUGUGUCGUCGCCAUGGGAGGCUACCUCCUCAACCUCAGAGCUGGCGGCAGCGCCGCCGCCGGCAGCGGUAGCGGCGGCGUGGCGGCGAGUGGUGGAGCCGCCGGAGCCGGCGGCAAAGCCUCAGGUCUGACCGCGUCCUCCUCCCUAUCCGCCCUUGCGUCAGCGGAAAUCUCUGGCGUUGUCGUACAAGUAGCGGCGACGGCGUUGCCGUCAAUGGGUUCGGGGACCACCUCUUCCGCUAGCGGCGGCGCCGCCGGCCCCGCCGCCGGGUUUCUGAUGCAGCGAUCGGCGUCCGUCGCCACAACUUCUGAUCUAGAGACUGGUGGCGUGGGGGGAGCCGGAGCCGGAGGGGCCCCGGGUGGCGGCGGCGGCAAGCGCGGCAGCAAGGGGCUUUCCGUACACCACAGGCGGCUGCCUAGCGCCUCCGAGCUGCUGAUGCUGCGGUCGUCGUACCACCACCAGCAGAUACUGACGUCCUGGCAGCAGGAGCCAGGGACGUUACUAAUGAUAGAAAGGUCUUCGUCAGGUCGGCUAUAUCAAACAGGGUUCGAUUACGCGACGAUUCGGCUUCUGGAAUGUGGAUCUUGCGUUGCAGCUAAAGAAGAACCCAAAGCAGCCAUUGCAAAACUGUUCGAGCUAAGUUCAUCGGAAGUCUCCAAGUUCGUAAAGGUCAUCGCGGCUUUGCUUAACCGGCCUAACCUUGAUCUGGAGUUUCUCCCACAGGAGUUCGAGGACUUGACCCCCAGCCCUGAUGGCGUGUACUCGUACGCGCCGGGCAGCUACAACCCCCUUCUCUUUCGACGUUCCGGCACGGAGGCUGAUCCGGGAGCUUGGCAAUGGAGUGAUGAUGGUCAGCACUGGUUCGCAACAGACAACGUCCGGGAGAGCCCACACGGCUUGCCCGAACCGCCCGCGUUGGUAUUCAUUCUAAGACUCCACGUCGAGUACCUCAUUCGCCGGCGCCUCGCCAAUCCAGCCGUACUGCACCGUCGCCUGCCUGCACCGCUGGACUUGGGCACCUGUCCGCGUGGCGUACUGGACGCAGCACCUGAGCCGUUGUGCUGCCCCAUCUCCCACAGCGUGAUGCGGCUGCCCGUUGUGUCGCCCAGUGGUACGACAUUCGAGUACGACUGCAUCCGAAGGUGGGCUCAGCGGCACAACACCGACCCGGUGAAUGGCGCCCCCCUGGCGGAGGGCGACCUCUACCCCAACUUGGCACUGAGGGACAUCAUCGAGCGCUGGCUGAGACAGCAAAAGUCGUCACAGCAGCAGCAGCAACAGCAGCAUUCGGAGAUGGAGCAAAAACCGCAGGAGCAAUUGCAGGGGCGGGGGACGGAGAAAGAGGAGGAUGACGACGAGGAGGAGGGGACCUCUGAGGAGGCUGAGAUCUGGGCACGUGGAAGACCUGAAGGGGCGGGUCGAGGUGGAAGGCGAGGGGAAACAACAGGAGGAGGGCAGGGGGAGGUCGCUGCUGCAGGGGGUCCUGGGCGUGAAACGCUCGAGGAGGAGGAGGUGGAGGUGACUGCGGACACUGUGCAUUUAGCUGACGAGGCGGUGGGAGGGUUUGAGGGAGCGGCGGGGAAGGCGGGCACGUUGAAGGACGACUUCUUCACAAACAUGCUGCUCUGGUCCUGUGUAUGGUCAUGA
Volvox carteri f. nagariensis is the source of this 2122-nucleotide messenger RNA. RefSeq lists its product as uncharacterized. Gene Ontology annotation, molecular function: ubiquitin-protein transferase activity. The transcript has 8 exons. NCBI's taxonomy places the organism in Eukaryota, Viridiplantae, Chlorophyta, Chlorophyceae, Chlamydomonadales, Volvocaceae. The record is from RefSeq and is a predicted model, not a curated record. The coding region runs from base 86 to 2122 and encodes 678 amino acids. Gene Ontology annotation, biological process: protein ubiquitination.